AUGCCUGUGAGAGAACUUGACCACCUACAAGCUGUGAACGUGGCGAGGAUGGUGUAUCCCCAGCCGGAGCUGCUCCUGGCCUCUAAGAUAGAUGUCCUUGUUGUCACCCCUUGGUUGGCUCCCAUUGUGUGGGAGGGAACCUUCAACAUCGACAUACUCGAUGAGCAGUUCUGGCUUGAGAAUGCCACCAUUGGAUUAACUGUGUUUGCCCUUGAAGAGUAUAUGCAUUUCCUGAAACUGUUCCUAGAGACCGCAGAGGCACACUUCAUGGUGGGGCACAGGCUGAAGUACUACAUCUUCACGAACCAACCGGAUCACGUGCCACUCAUUAAGCCCCGUGAGGGAAGGCAGAUGGUCAUCCUUGAGGCCCAGAGCUAUGCCUGCCACAUGGAAGUGAUCAGCAACUUUUCCCAGCAGCGCUUCCUCAGGGAGGUGGAUUACCUGGUGUGCUCAGAUGUGGAUGUGAAGUUCAAUGACCACGUGGGUGUGGAGAUCCUCUCGUCCCUCUUUGGGACCCUCCAUCCUGGCUACCUCGGGUUGCAGCGGGAAAGCUUUGCAUAUGAACGCCGGCCUCAGUCACAGGCCUACAUUCCUGAGGACGAGGGGGACUUUUACUACACGGGAGCCUUAUUUGGGGGGUCAGUGCUAGAGGUUUACAGGCUGGCCAAGGCCUGUCACCAGGCGAUGAUGAUUGACCAAGCCAAUGACAUCAAGGCCAGGUGGCAUGACGAGAGUUACUUGAACAAGUACCUGCUUCACCGCAAACCCACCAAGGUCCUCUCUCCUGAGUACAUGUGGGAUAAGCAGCUGCUGACCUUGCUUGUGGAUGAGGAGAGAAUGAUUGAGGAUCUGUGGAUGCUCCGAAUCACCAAGCAACUGGCAACAAAUGAUGGGUAUGUCCAGGAAGAGCUUGAAGAAGAGCUAUGGACGCAUGAGGCUGAUUCUAGCAAAGCACUGCAGCUCAGCUCUGCCUGGCAGGACGUCACGGAUGAUGGACACGUGACACACGUGACCACUGAGAGUGUGGGGGCUGGAGUCAGGUGGAACCAGAGCAAGCCAGUUUAUCUUUCUGAGACUGUUUCCUCGUCCGUGAAAUGA
Molecule: messenger RNA, 1098 nt
Organism: Nycticebus coucang (slow loris)
Lineage: Eukaryota; Metazoa; Chordata; Mammalia; Primates; Lorisidae
Product: histo-blood group ABO system transferase-like
Exons: 3
Coding region: 1-1098 (365 amino acids)
Biological process (GO): carbohydrate metabolic process
Cellular component (GO): vesicle; Golgi apparatus; membrane
Molecular function (GO): glycoprotein-fucosylgalactoside alpha-N-acetylgalactosaminyltransferase activity
Source: RefSeq, a predicted model, not a curated record